Messenger RNA from Anthonomus grandis grandis, 9077 nucleotides. It is a transcript of the gene Dlg5, whose product is annotated as disks large homolog 5. The transcript is spliced from 22 exons. The record is from RefSeq and is a predicted model, not a curated record. The coding region runs from base 204 to 5111 and encodes 1635 amino acids. Lineage: Eukaryota; Metazoa; Arthropoda; Insecta; Coleoptera; Curculionidae. Gene Ontology annotation, molecular function: protein binding.
UUGCUAACUUCUCUGCAGUGUUUAUUUUCGUUCGUGGUCCAAAAAAGAAAAAUAUUUACAAUGGCUGAUUUUCCUUAAAAAGAAAGUGCAAUUUUAAUUUCGGUGCCAACUGGACUCCCAGAUCGAACAAAAUGAACCCAUCGGACCCAGCCGCUAAGAAAACAGGUAUUUUUAAGUAAUUGUUUACUUAAAAUUUAUUUACAAUGGCUUCUAACAGUGAUGGAGGAGCUGGUAGCAGCAAUACCCUUUCAAGAAAUUUUGCAACUAGAGAUUAUGAUCCUUACAAACAGCAGUUUGAAAAACCUAGCAACGAGUUGAGCACCUCUAGGAGAAGAUGUGAUCAUGAUCUGGAUUAUUAUCGGGAACAACACCGUGCUGUAAUGAACCAGCUUGAGGUUUCUAGUCAAGAUUCGGCCUCCCUAAGAAAUAAAUACACUGAGCUGAUAAAUGAGAACAAACAGCUGAGAGAUGAAAAUCAGCGACUGCUUAAGGAGCUUACUGAACAUAAUGGAAAUGCUUCAGAAGCUCUGUUUAUGUCACAUUCUCAAGCAUUGUCUAAGUUGGAGGUGGCCCAAGAUGAAAAUGCAAGGCUGAUUAAGCAAUGUGAAGUCAUGGGUCAAGAAAGAGGAGCUGCCCAGCGUGAUGUUCAAGGUUUAAGGCAACAGCUGGUAAAGCUGUGCAAGGACUAUGCAAAAUACAGGGAAGCUCAUCAAAAACUUCAACAACAAUAUGAAGAUUCUGUCAAUAUGACUAUAAAGGCAAACAAGGAUAUCAAAAGAUUAACUGAUGAAAGGAAUGCUACUAUGGCCGAAUACACCCUUAUUAUGAGUGAAAGAGACACUGUGCACAAAGAAAUGGAAAAACUUAGCGACGAUCUAUCGCAGGCAAUGAAAAAAUUAAAAAUCCUAGACGCCGAUAACAAAGAAUUACAAGAAUCGAAAAGGGGCAUGAACUACCAGCUGGAAUCGUUAAAACGGGAAAUCGCGAGCGCUCUAAACGAGAGAGACAAGGCCCUGAAAGAGUGCAACGACUUACGCGAAAAAUUCGGCGAAUUGGGCGCCACCGCGGAAGAUGGUCGUCUUCUGCUUGGCGACCAGUUGAAGAAAAGCAGAGGGCGCAUGCUCGAUAGUCUUAGCACUUUGGGCGAGGGUGGGGGAAGGAAGGAACAUAUGAGAGACGAUUCCCGCUCGAUUGGUCAAAGACAGAGACUGGACAAUUUGGAUCAGGCUAAUCAGGAAUUAGAGUCGCUUAGAAAAAGUCUGGAUAAAGCUCAGAGCGAAUUAGCUGAAGCGGUUCAAGAAGCAGAAGUAUCAAAGGGCAGAAGGGACUGGGCCUUCUCGGAACGCGAUAAAAUAGUAUUAGAGCGAGAAAGCAUACGAACUCUCUGUGAUAACAUGAGAAAGGAACGAGACCGCGCUGUUUCGGAACUAGCGGAAUCUCUUAGGGAAUCUGACGCCAUUAAGAAGCAACGAAAUGAACUUUUGAAGGAGAGCAAGGCUUUAAGGGAAGCAUUGGAAGCUCAAAUCGAAAGGGAGGGUAGACUAUCUCAGACGAAUAUCGAAGAGCAAGCACACGCUUGCGGGCACAUGGAGGUUAUUCAGUUAGAUCUGACAGGUUCUGACGAGGAAGCAUUGGAAUUUGCUGGUGGUAGAGACUUCCCCGGCGACGGAUCAGUGUACGUGGCUUCAGUGGCGCCCGGCUCGUCCGCGAUCGGAAAAUUCUUCCCGCACGAUCGCAUUUUAAGGGUAAACGACGUAGAUUGUAGCCAAGCGUCGCUGCGCAUGGUCACCGAGGCGAUCCGCUCGAGUAUGCCAGCCGCGCACGUUCUAGUGCGCAGAACCAGAUGCGCGAGAAACGAAAUUAGGGCCACCGGUGAAAAAGUGGCCAAGUGGAUACAUACGGCAAGAUUAGCACCAGGCUGUCACGGUAUUUCAUUAAAAACGGGCGUUUAUAUCAACCGUAUAAGCGAGGGAAGCCUCGCGGCCCGAGACAAAAGCCUCACUGUGGGAGACCGAGUGCUAAGAAUCAACGAUACGUCCAUGGACGAUAUAGAGGGCGUACGCGAAGCCAUGCAAGUACUAAACGACGAGAGUACCGACGUGAUCAACAUCACCACCUUGAAAAUGAGUUAUCCGGAGUGUCCGAACGUGUUUACUCCCGUCAGGAGAAACAAAAAAGAGAACAGGAGCUCGCAGACUGAAGAUUGGCUGAGCCAGUCGGACUAUAAAUAUAACAAUCAAGAGAAAAAUAGCGGGGCGUGGUUAAAAGAGAAACUGGAAAUGGUUAGGGGACAGUGGCGCCACUCGAAGGAGGACAAGAAAAAAUAUCGAAAUAGUUCGCCGAAUCCGAUUGAUUUUGGACAUGAACAAGCCAUAGCAGAGCUGGACUCUGUAUUGGACAGGUACCAUCAUACGGACACCAUAAAAAGAACUUCGGCUGCAGUUAAAAGGCAACUUUCGCAACCUAAAGAGGAGAAGAAUAACGGGGGGACUUGGCCUAAGGCUCGAGCCACGGCCGUUUUAAUGUCCGGUGGUGGUACUGUGGUAACAAGAACCAAAGAACGUCCUCCCUUGAGCAUAUUAGCUCAGCCCAAAGAAACCCCGGAUUACUAUAGAAAUUCUACUCCGGUACCGUUGGUUCCUCAGAGUCAACCGUCCAACAACAGACACUCGGUAUAUAAAAGUGUUGACGCGAGCCACCAUUUUACAAUGCCAGCCGACUCAUUCGAAAUAGUUAACAGGGUCGGCACUUCAAACAGACAUAGCGUCAAUAUGAACUCCGAUAACAGCCUGGACAUACCUGUACAGAGAUUAUAUGAAAAGGACGUUAUGCCUUAUUAUAAAAAAAAUAACCGGUUAGCCGUAAGUAAAUAUGGUUCGGACUCGGAAAGGGACAGCAUAAUAGGUAAUUCGCACGAGGGUGCGUCCCAUUCGAGGGGUCCCAGUCAACUUUUUGUACCACCCAGGGUACAUUACCCGUACCACCCUCAUCCCCAUCCGCACAUAAAUCAAUCACGGGAAAGUUUCAAUUUCGAGCCGUACCACAAUCACAGCACAUCGGUGGAUGCGGCUGCUACGCGGCGCAGGCCGGAUUUAUUGGAUAACGGUGGUACUUAUCCCAGAAACCCUAGGAAUAGGGAGCAGCGAUUUCGUGUCCCAUCCAAUCCUAGUGUAACUUCGAAAGUGAGUAGCAGCAGCAUCGAGAGAAACGGGUCGGAAAGGGGCAGUCCGAUGCCGAUUUUUCACGUGGAAGUGCUAAGCAGUCCUGGGGACCAUUCUUCGCAAUCCAGUACGGCUAAGGAUUAUUGUCCUUGGGGACAUAAACCGUUGCCGGGGGAGCUCAGAAGGGUCCAUAUAGAUAAAUCCAACGAGCCUCUGGGCAUUCAGAUAGCAGACACCGGGGGAAUUUUCGUUUCUACAGUAGCUGAGGGCAGCUUAGCGAGCCGAGUCGGUCUACAAAUCGGCGACCAGCUGCUUGAAGUUUGCGGCAUCAACAUGCGCAAUGCCACCUACAAUUUGGCCGCGAACGUGCUGAUGCAGUGCGGCAAUUCCAUUACUUUACUGGUUCAAUAUAGUCCGGAGAAAUUCCAUGAGAUAACAGAGGGCGUCGAAUCCUUAUCUGGGACCUCAUCAAACGACGAGGAGGAGGAAGAAGAAGAAGAGGAGGGCGAAGGAGACGCGACCCCAUGUAACUCCCCAAAAGAAGUGAGAAAAACGCCUUCGUUACAAAACAAACCCGCCUCCUUAAUGCUUAUGCAAAGGCAAAGCGGUGUGUCUAGCGUUAGUAGCGGACGGGGUUCAAUCGAGGAACCUCGGUACUUAUGUAUCGAAACUCUAAAAACGUCUAACCUGGGGAUUUCUUUGGUGGGUGGCAACGCGGCUGGCAUUUUCAUACAUUCGGUUCAACCCGACUCGUUGGCUUAUCACGCGGGAUUACGUACAGGUGAUCAAAUUCUCGAAUAUAACGGAAGUGAUCUGAGAUCAGCGACCGCAGAGGAAGCCGCCUAUGAACUCGCUAAACCUGCCGAUAAGGUUACGGUUUUGGCACAUUAUAGGAUCGAUAAAUACAAGGAAAUCAAAGAUAACCCGGGAGACAGUUUGUACGUCAGAUGCGGCUUCGAUAGAAGCGGCAACGAACUAACGGACCCGCCACAAUUAUCAUUUAAUAAAGAUGACGUACUUUACGUGGAUAAUACGAUGUUUAACGGGGUGCCUGGACAGUGGCGCGCGUGGAAACUCGACGGAGAGGGACACAGACAACAAUGCGGCGUCAUACCGAGCAAAUACAAAGUGGAAGAGGAAAUGUUGCUCAGACGUGGAGGCGGUGACGCGUUAGAAAGCCGAACGGCCGCCACGGCGAGACGCAGUUUUUUUAGACGGAAAAAACACCAGAGGGGCGGAAGCGGUUCUUCUGGUUUAGGGUCAGCCGGUUCCAGAGAUUCCAAGGAAUUGGCCAGUUUUUGUAAUUUAUCGCCCGGCUGGUAUUCAGAUAGCGGUUCCUUACACGAAGAUCUCUCCUUGAUGUCGUACCAGCGAGUCGAGCGGCUUCAGUAUCCGGAAUUUCGUCCCGUUUUGGUACUGGGGCCGUUGGCGGAAUGCGUGGCCGAUAAAUUAGUAACCGAUUUUCCGGAGAAGUUUCAACGUGCUCAGACUGAUACGAGAAGGUGUAAUCAAGCUCAACUUGACAGAGAACUCGAAGACGGCCUAAUAAUCGAAUACAGACGACGAGGUUCCUGUUACGAAUGCACCUCGGUGCAAGCGGUAAAAGCGGUCGGCGGUGCCCGUCUCCACUGCAUGAUGGACUGCAGUAUAGCGACCGUGCAACGAUUACGACGGCUCAGCAUCAACCCGAUGGUACUUUUAAUCAAAUUCAAGAGCACCAAACAGAUCAAGGAGGUGAAAGACGCGCGCUACAGCCUGGACAAACUGUCCGGGAAAGCGGCCAAGGAAAUGUUCGAGCACGGCCACAAAUUGGAGGCGGAGUAUCGCCAUUUGGUCACCGCGGUGAUAUCGGCGGGGGCGAAUGUCGCCCACGUAUGUGCUCAAGUUAAAGCGGCUGUAGACGUCGAGCAUAGAAAGAGUCAGUGGGUUCCUGUGGGAUCCGGUCAUUAAGGUCCUAUUAAUUUUUUUAAUUGGUUGUUUUAAGGUUUUUUUUUGGAUUCGUAGACACACGAUUAAGUAACUUAUAAAAGUCAAAUAUUGCCCCCUGUAAGCUUUUUGAUAAUUGAAUAAUUAUUUUAGCGCUUUUUAAGUUUAUAUUCAGAGGGUGAAGGGCAAAAGUCAACGGUCUCAAAGUAUGUUUAUUUCUAAAAAACUAUGACACGUGUUUCGUCCUAAGGCAUCAUCAGAUCUAAAAGUGGAGAGUAACCUCGGGAUAAUAACAACAAUGCAUAGACACGAAUAACAAUAUUAAAAUACGAAUUACCGGUAAAACUACUAAAUUAACACCACAGACAUUUAGGUUAAAAUGAAAAAUAAAAAAAUAAAAUGUUGCUGUGAUUUAAAACGUGAUAUAAUGUUCCCAUUAUAUCACGUUUUAAAAACUAAACAAAACAAGCAGAAUGAGGAGAGACAGAAGAGCAGCAGAGAUUUUUUUUAAUAAAGAUUGAAAAAAAAAAUAAGCAUUGUUAAUUAUGCUUUAUUUAUUAACAAAAAAAUUAUAUUCUAUUUAAUAAAAUAAUAUAUAAGUAACUAAAUUCAACACAAGGAAAAAACAUCGAUUUUCACUAAUUUCAUUUUUCAUACAAAAAUAAAACAAUAGACCCAAGAAAACAAUAAUGAAUUAUUAAUAUCGUGUAUUGCCACCUCUAGCUGCAAUGACCGCUUGAAGUCUUCGCGGCAUGCCUCGCAUCAAAUGUUGAAAACUUUCCUGCGGAAUGUUUUUCCACUCCUUACGAGCAGCAUGUUCCAUGAUAGAGCAUAAACAUCCGGUUCUGCUUUUUGUAUGAGUAUAUAACUGUUUUAACUGAUAUUUAUUUCUAUUUAAAUUUUCUUGACAAAAUAAUCUGUGGUGCGAUAAUUUUGUCCAGGAGUUUCGAUUAUUAGGAAGUCUCUUUGAGAAAAAUGGACUACUUUCUUGAUUUUUAAGUUGCCUAAGUUAGGUGGAAAUUGAGCACAAUAAUCUUUAGAGAGUAAUAGGUUAGGACCAGAAAUAAAACUAUUUUUAAUAUAAGCCCGUAUUUUGGCGUCUUUCUUUAAGGCUAAAAGAGAACCAUUGUUUAGAAAAUUGUGGAAAAAAAAUACGUAAAUUAAAUUAUACAUAAGUAGAAUUUCCUUUUAGCCUUAAAAAAGAUGUCGAAGUAAAAGCGAAAUGUCGGUACGUAAUGUUAUUAACCGUUCUCUCGCCAUCUCACACUCUACCUUUGAUAAUAAUUGCGUUGGUAAUAAUAGACGUUGCCGCAGUUUUUAUUGUCACCCUAAGAAAACCAAAAACGUUGAUCAUAUUUGUUUUUACAUACACAUGAAAUAAUUAUAAUAUAAACAGUGUCUAAAGUAUUAAUUUAGAAAAAAAAACAAUAAGAAAACGAAACAGCUAAAGUAGAGACUAGGUUUGACAGACAGUGAUAAUGAAUAUGUUAAAAUGAAUGCAAGGAAAGUCUAACAAUCGCGUGGUGGUUACGUCAUAUAUAUUUCUCCGUCAAAGGGAUCAUCAUACCUAAAUAGAAAUAUAGAAUCGUGUCAUAUUGCGUCAUAUUUAACUACUAAAUAAAUAGAAAAUAUACUCUAUCUUAUGUUAAAAAUGAUUUAAAACGCACUAGCAAACCUGUAAAGUAAUAAUAUACAUACUAAAAUAUGAUGUGAAUUAUUUUAAUCAAUUUCUUCUUUUGCGUGUAGUGCUUUAAUGAGAUAAUUGGCAACAUAUAUUGUAUUUAUUAACCGGUUGUUUUUGUUGUAAGUCCUUUAACAUCAUAGAUAGGAUUUAUUUUAUUUAGUAACUUAGUUUCACAAUAUUUCCUACUUUAAUUUGGGUCUGAUGAUGCCUUUGACGAUGAAAGCUGUGUAAAUUUACUAAAGUUCAAUUAAAUAAAUACACGAUAUUGUGAGAAAUUAACCAACUCUCCCUUUUUCAGUCUUUUAAAUAUAAAAGUAUAUGAUGUUAACAAUAAUUUGUGCAUUAACUUUUUAAAUUAAAACAGGCAUAUCAUUAUACCAUUUAUACGGUAUAAAUGGUAUACUGAUAAUCGAUAUACCAGUUAAAAAACUUCAUUUUGCAUAAUAAAACCAAGUUACCAACGCAAACAAAAUAACGAUAUUUCUCGUCAUUUAAAUUAAAAAUAUGUUAACAUUUAUUUUUGGAAUACAAAUGCACUUCCUAUGGUCAAUAAUUUGAACUUCAUUUGUUAGUAAAAAAAUACUAAAUAAGGUGCAGAGAGUAAUUUCAUUUAAUCAUCUCUUUUUUAUGGUUAAAAUUUCACUUUUAUGGCGAAAACUAACCCAACUUAUGGCUAUUUUUAAAUCAUAAAGUAGCAGGUUGACAUAUCUUUAAGGAAAAUUCGACAAUAACGACAUCUUGACGUUAAUGACCAAAUAAUAUCAAUUUUUCGCUCAAAUAUUUAAAUAGUCUUCUACUAUGAUGGCUUAUUGGCACUAUAUUAUUUAGUGCCCGAAAAUAAUGCCUAAAGUAUGAAAUUAUGGGGCCCUAUAUGGACCUCCAGAAAAAAAAUCAUCACUCAAAUUAUAAACUUUACCUAUGUUCCUAAAUUAGUAUAUCAUGUACAGAAUAAUUCAAUUUAUUAUUCUCUUAUUUAUGGUUGAAAUUUGGCUUUAUGGCUAUAUAGGGACCGUAGUUUAGGUUUUCAAAAAUCUGAUAUUUCACGGAUUUUUAUGGCGUUUUCUCUAAAAGUUAGAGAAAUUCUUAGUGAACAAUUCAUACAUAGAGUUUUUAUUAUUUUAUUAUAUUAAGUUCACAGAGUUGAAAUUUUCAUGAUUCGGUUCAUUACAGUUUAAAAUUAAAUUAAAACAAUGCGCUCCACAUUUUAUGCUGACUUUAACAGUGGUCGAAGACAGGUCACUAAUAUUGCCAUCUGUCAAAUGGCAAUAUUGGUGGUUUAAGAACUUACAACAAUUAUUAUUAUCAAACGUACGUUAAUUAUUAUUGUUAAAUAUCAAUGUUAUAUAUUUGCGUUUCUAAUUAGUUAACUACCACUAUAGGUAAACAAUUUUAAAUCCCACUUCUGUUCGAAUAUUUAGGUUCUACAUAAAAAAUGAUUAAUUUUGUUAUGAAUCGAUGUUCUACUAACCAAAAAUCCUUAAAAUCCAACCAAUUUUUUUUUUUUUAAAAAUGCUGAUACGAACAGCAGUAAGAGGCAAUAAUAUUAUAUGAGAAGGGACAAGACCUUUAAAUGAAAUAAAUUCCCAUUGAAUAAUUUUAAAUGAUUUACAAUUUUGAUCUUAUACAAGUUUGUAAUUAUACAGUUUUGAGAAUUAUAUAUUGUUGUUAUAUACAAAAUGUUUAAAGAUGUAUACUCGAUAUUUACAAUUUUCUAUGGAAUCAUAUCAAGAUUACUUCCUUAGGUCUUAUAUAAACUAGUAGCUCUUAGGUUUAAAAGACCAAUUUAAUUUAUGGUUGAGUCUUAACGAUAUUUAGACAAUGAAUCUUUAAAUACAUGGAGACACACCAUCCAACUAGGUUUAUGGCUUUGAUUGCAAAUAUUUUGUAAACUCUACGAAACCAAACACCACAUAAAUUCAAUCAAUCAGCGGAGGCGGCAUUCACCCAUAAACCUUGCUGGACUGUUUUCGUUGUAUAUUUAUUAAAAAUAGACUUUUUAGUCACACGAAUACGAAACAUUUAGUAUCAUACGAAUCUCUUUAUUAUUAUUUAUUAAUACGGUUGCACAUAUUUAAAGUUUUUAAUAAGUUAUAAAAAAUGUGUUAUUACACCUUAGUUUAUUAUAUUAUGUUGAAUACCAUAUAUUUUGAUAACAGUCCACGAUUGACUAAGUUUAUGUAGUUUAAGUUUAAAUGCGUUAUCUAAUAAGCGAUGGUGGUUGUAUAUUCUCUUCUUCUGUGAUUAUUUUUAAUAUUUCCUUUAUGUUUAUUUCUUACAAAGAAGCGAAAUAUAUUUAUAUAUUUUAA